Megalobrama amblycephala (Wuchang bream) is the source of this 2486-nucleotide messenger RNA. RefSeq names its product L-rhamnose-binding lectin CSL3-like. Bases 746 to 1126 code for a protein of 126 amino acids. Gene Ontology annotation, molecular function: carbohydrate binding. The transcript is spliced from 6 exons. The record is from RefSeq and is a predicted model, not a curated record. Lineage: Eukaryota; Metazoa; Chordata; Actinopteri; Cypriniformes; Xenocyprididae.
AUAAGAAUUGUCUUCGUUCCUCAAGCAGUCUUUGAUAUUUUCCAUAAACGUGUGUAUUUAUUAUCGCAAUGGUUAACAUAAGUAGCCUUUAGCAUCGCAUAUAUGACAGUGGAAACGCGACUGGCUCUGGCACGCACGAUACGUUAGGAGUAAAAUAUAACAUCAUAAGGCUUUGGUGCUAGCAUCAGUGACAGGUGAAGUACAGACAGCGGGUUGUUCAUGUAUUGCAGGAUCAGGAUGCUCUAGUCAUGCAGCAGCACUUUUGUGGAAGGUCAGUAAAGUAAAAAGUAAUUAAGGGCACGAAAACUGUUUAUUGUAUUGUGAUGUUAUUAACUAAUAAUGUAGUAAACGGAGAUGUUGUCCCUGAGCACCGUAACGACAUCUCUCAUAAAGAUUUGCAACUUUACAAAGUAAACAAUAGUCCAAAAAACACUUUAGCCUCUUCGCUAAUUAGCACACAAAAUACCAUUGGUAUGCUGCUUCCGCCCCCUCACCGGAAGUUGUACCCACGUUCUCUUUUACAGUAGCGCCCCGCGGAAACAGGUGGAUAGCUCUUUAUUUUUGUGAAAUUUACUAAGCCACUGGAUUAUUUUUUGCCAAAGCUGAUCACGUGAGCAGCACGACGCAUGUGUGUGAUGUUGAUGUAGGAGCCGCCAAUAAUGAGUCAGCAUUCCGACGUAGAACCUGGAAGUGCUGGACGUAAACAAUAGAAUUCUAGAGCUUUCCUUCUGUUCACACAUUCAACAUGCUGGUGCAAAAGCUAAGCUGGAUCACUGUGCUGCUCGUACUGUGUCAACAUGGUGUAGAAGCGAGAAGAAGAGCACAGGUCUGUGAAGGAGAAUCUGCAUUCCUCAGAUGUCAUUGGGGAGUAAUAAAGAUCAUUAAAGUCAACUAUGGGCGAACUGAUCGCACAAUAUGCGGUAGCGGGAAAAAAAAUCAAUUAAUCUCAAAUACACACUGUUUCCAAAAAACAUCCCACCGUAUAAUGUCCAUUCGGUGUGAUGGAACUAAGAGCUGUUCUGUUCCUGCAGUGAACUCGGUUUUCUCUGAUCCUUGUAAUGGGACUUACAAAUACCUGGAUGUGUCUUAUGAAUGUCAAGAAUGUAGGGGAACAAGUGUUAUAUAAUUUCCUAAAUCUAUACUAAAUGUUUAAGUUGAUUAUUAAUCACAAAAUUCUUUACCUGGCUUUAGACCAUCUAUGUAGAUGAUAAUAAAUAAUUCGUCCCCUUGGAAUUAUAAGGUUCUAUCUGACAUUUUUGUCAAAAUCGAGUUAUUCACAUAUUCUUAUUCUGUGACAAUUUACAUUAUGUGAUGUUUUUGGUAAUGUUGAGUACAUUUGGGGACUUUUUAUUUAGAAAACAAAAAGGUUAUAUCUAAAAAAAAAAAAAAAAAAAAAAAGUCCAAUGGAAUGCAAACAUUUUGAAGCUCAAUAUCUCAGAACUGCUCAGAAUGCAGAGAGAACCUUAUAAUUCCAAGUGGACGAAUUGUUGUUGUUUUACCUUAUAAGGUGCAUUGGGAAGAAGUCUUAUAAGCUAGUCAGCUCUCCAUGUCGGGGUGUCCAUAUCUGGAAGUGACGUAAAGCUGUAUAGCCUAUAAUUUUGUGAUUAUCCUGCCACAUAAAUGUAUUUUAUAUUUUUUUGUGUGUGUUUUAAAUGAAAACAGUCUCUCUCUAUUAUUGAUAUUGGAUGCUGAUAAUCUUGUUUUUUGUCUGUGAAAUAGUGAUUUGUUUCAAUGAAGGCUCUAUCUAAAAACAGACCAAACAAAACAAUGCAUUUAAAUAUGGAGUUUAGAAUAAAAUUAAAGAUUAUAACACACUUGUAAUAUUACAACUUAUUUAUUUGGAAAGAUUAACUGAUCAUGUGUCAACAAUUGAGAAUAAUUGGAAGUAAAAUGUCUCAAAAAGUAAAAUGUCCAGAUGCUUUACAGAUGUUUUAGAAAUGGGCUUUCAUUACCAUGUAUCUAUAUCUAUUAUAUUAUCAUUUAUCUGUACGUAAUGUAUAAAAACUAUAAUGAUGUAAAACAGCAAACUGUAUAAAAAUAAAUAAAACAGCACCAUCUACAGCACUGCCAAAUCAAUGGAGAAUGAUCAAGAGAUCUGGUGAGAAAAAAAAGAAGAAUCUACAAAACACAAGAGUUGUCUUUAAUUCGGUUUUUAUUUAUUUUGAAGCUAUUAUGUAACAAUUUAUGUUGUACAAUGUAUGCUGACUGGAUUGGCUAAUCGGGAGCACCGGGAGAAUAAUCUCAAUGUCGCUCUGUGGGUAAAUUAACCUGGUCGGGAGGGACUCGGAGUGUGCGCCCGGAGAAGACAACUCACUCAAAAGUAUACGAGAAGAAGGGAUGAGGUGACGUCUGUAGGGACAGCGGGAGGGGAGCGGGACAUGUUCUAAAUAAACACUAAAUUAUGGUAUAACGUACAGUACAGUCCAAAAGUUUGGAACCACUAAGAUUUUUAAUGUUUUUAAAAGAAGUUUCGUCUGCUCACCAAG